Molecule: messenger RNA, 612 nt
Organism: Calidris pugnax (ruff)
Lineage: Eukaryota; Metazoa; Chordata; Aves; Charadriiformes; Scolopacidae
Exons: 3
Coding region: 1-612 (203 amino acids)
Biological process (GO): immune response
Cellular component (GO): membrane
Molecular function (GO): tumor necrosis factor receptor binding
Source: RefSeq, a predicted model, not a curated record
AUGUCCACCUGGAUGUCCAUCUGGGUGUUUGUCCAGGUGUCUGUCCAUCUGGACGUCCAUCUGGGUGUCCACCUGGGUGUUGUCACUGCUGCCCACAUGCUGCUGAGCGCCGGCUCCUCGACCCCUAUUUGGCGCUACGAGGAAGGCAUCAAGGGCGUCUUCCUCAGCAGCGACGUCCAGGUGACAGCUGGGCAGCUGCGGGUGACAACGGGUGGCCUCUACCUCCUCUACGGCCAGUUUGGGGUCACCUGCACCACCUCCACGUGUCCCCGGGGCACCAUCACCCUCGAGCUCUGCCGCGGGACGUCGCCGUUGCUCGUCAUCCCCUUGACGUUGGCCGACGAUGGAAAAACGCAACCAGUACGUUCCAGUUUGGUCCAAGCCGUUGGGCAGCUCCAAACUGGAGAUGUCCUCAGCCUGGGGCUGAAAAGGAACAUGGAGAGGGACAUCGAGGACGGGUGGCAGCUGGCACAGGACAACCGGGAGGGCAACUUCGUUGGGUUGUUGCGUAUCGCCGGGGGUGACGUGUGGGGCGACAGGGGGUGGCCAGUGGGGUUUGAGGCUGGGUCACCCUCCUGGGUGGAGGUUGGGGACAUCAAGGGACAUCACUGA